AUGGACGCCAGGCCUGCCGCGUCCCGGCCCAGAUGCCGCGGCGGCCUGCUGCAGAGGCUUGCCGAGCUGGCGCGGCGCGAGAGGUACGGGGAGGCCCCGGAGUUUGAGUCCGAGCAGCUCCGAAGGGCCUCGGCGGUGUUCUGCACCCUGAGCUGCGCUGGCAGGCCAUCCCUGCGCGCGCUGCACGGCGUGGACACCGUCCUGGUGGACGAGGCGGCCCAGGCGGUGGAGGCGGAGACGCUGGUGCCUUUGUGCCUGGGCCCGAAGCAGCUGGUCUUGGUGGGAGACCCCAUGCAGCUGAGCGCCACGGUGUGCCACUCGCAGGCGGCCAAAGACGCCUCCUACUGCCGCUCCAUGAUGGAGAGGCUGAUGGGCCUUGGCCAGGAAUACAUCAUGCUCAAGGAGCAGUACCGCAUGCACCCGGAGAUCAGCAGAUUCCCUUCCAAGCGCUUCUAUGGGGGUCGCCUCAUCGACGUCUCCACGAAGCCGACGGAGCCGUCUUCGCUGCGUGUGACCUUGCCCCCCUACGCCGUGGUGGACGUCCCGGGCCAUGAGGAGGUCAGCAGACAGGAGAGCAAAGUGGUGAACCGCAGAGAGGCCGAGGCUCUGGCGAGGUUCGCGCGCCUUGUGGCAGGCGAGCCUUCCGGACAGCACUUGCGCUGUGCCUCUGUGGUAGUCAUUACCUUCUACAACGGCCAGGCGCAGCUACUCAGACAGCUGCUGCAGGGCCAUCCUGUGCAGGUGCACACGGUGGAUAGCUUCCAGGGCUCUGAGGCGGAGGUGGUGCUGCUCUCCUUCGUGCGGGCCAACGUGCAGCGGCGCCUGGGCUUCCUCACAGAGUUCCGGCGCCUCAACGUGGCCCUCACCCGCGCCAAGCGUUCGCUGAUCCUUUUUGCCAACGCCUCGCUGCUGCGCGCGGCCAAAGCGGCGAGCAAGGAGGACGGGCUGGCUCAGAGCGCGCGGAAUGCUCGAGACGUCCGGGCCUUCCGGCCGAACGGCGUAACGGCGCGCUCGAAGGAUGACGUGGCGGCGCUGCUGGCGGACGCGGCGGCGCGGGGCAGCAUUUGGCCGGAGCACCAGGCGGAGCAGCUGUGCAGCGGCUCGGCUAGCGAAAUCCCACGAUUCGCUCGGGACGCGCUGGCGCCGGACGCCCUUUUACUUGGGAUGGUGGACUCGAUAGGCAUCUCCGAGAGAUGCCACGAGGUAGAGGCACGUAUCCUGACCUACUAUAGUGGUAACCGGAUCUCAGCAUCUCAGCUGAGUGGCAGCCACAUCAGCCUGAAAUCAGGCCGCGGCCGCAGCAGCUCGCCGGCCAUCCGCCUGGCAAGGCCAAUGAGCCUCGAGGGCGCCAGGCGAGCGGCAGCUGCAGAGGCAGCGGUGGCGCGCUCGCGGUCGCCCACGCCGCCGCCGGGCAUUGUCGCCGCCGGUGUUGAAGGCUCGCGAAUCAGAACGUCUGAGCCGGAGCAAGAGGAGGUCACCUUCUCAGGGCCGGGGCUCAGCAACUUCAUCGAGAGCCAAAAGGAGGCGUUGCGCCAGAAGGUGGGCAAACUGCAGGCGGUAAGCGAGACGGAGGCCGGUGGCGACAGCGACCUCCCGAAAGCGCCCUCGAAUGGCCGAGCCGGCGAAAGAGACCUCCCAAAAGCGACCUCGAAUGGCCGAGCCAACGCGGGCCCUAGCUCCGGGGCUCGGGCGCCUUUGCCGGCGGCCCCUUUGCCUUCGCUGCCCGGCUCGCCGGAGCUGUGGCACGCGGUUCACGUGGGGGACGAGGCCUUCGUGGCGCGCAUGGUGCGGCAGAACGCCUGCAGCGGUCGGCACAAGGACGCCUCGGGGCACUCGGUGCUUUGGCACGCCAUUGCCUUCGGGCACCGAGGCAUCGCCAAGCUCAUGCUGGACCACUUUCCGGCUGGCACGCAGGAUGGCAUCGAUGCGGCAGAGGUGCAUCUGAGGAAAGGGGACACGCUGCUACACCUUCUUUGCCAAUGCAGGCCCUUCAGCGCGGACACCGCGGAGGUCUUCCGGCGGGUGGCGGACGUGAUGCCGUUUCCCCUCUUCGGAAAGGUGAACAUGGCGGGACAAAGCUUCCUGGCCAUUGCUGCCGCCACGCAGAAUUUCUGGGUUCUUCGACACGUGAGCUUGAAGUACCCAGAGCAGAUGAAGGGCCUGGUGUGCUCCCGAGAGGCGCCGCUGCGACAGCUCUUGCAGCGGCUGCCACCACCCACAGCGCCAGGCGUCUCGGGCUGCGAAAAGAUCCCGGAGCAUUUUGCGGUGGCCAGCUUGCUGAGUCCGGAUCCCUCAGGCCGAGUGCCCUUCGCCGAUGUGGCCUUCGACGUGUGCAUCGGCGAUGAGACCUUUUGCAGGUUCUUGGCGCACCGAGUAGUGGUGGGCGCACAAAGCCCUGUACUCCUGAAGGAGCUGCUGACCGCUCCCUUGCAGGACCUGCCGCAGGAAGGCAUCAAAGCAAGUGUCUUCGCUGUGGACCGCCGCAUCUCCAAGGAGGUUUGGAGGACUGUCCUGCAGUUCCUGUACACCGGCCUGGUGCACUGCUCCUUCGCCACAGAGGUGCCCAAGAUGGUUGAGCUGCUGAGGGCCUGCGCGGUCUACAAGCUGCCAACGGCGUUGCUAGAUUUGGCCCAAGCAGCUCUGUUCCGGCAGCUGCCGGCCAGUUCGCCGGCCUUGGCCUUGGAAGUCUUCUCCAUCACUGCCGGCUCUUCCGGCGAAGGACUGGAUGUGACGUCGCUGAGAGAGGCCGCCGUGCUCAUCUUGCUGAACAGCGGGGCCCAAGUCUUUAUGGAGGUCCCGGCAGACAAGCUGUCCGCGAUCCUGGAGAAGCUUAUCGUCAUCGCGGAGCAGAUGAUCUUUAGGGGUCCAAAGUAG
Effrenium voratum is the source of this 2874-nucleotide messenger RNA. The record is from the annotation of a GenBank genome assembly. NCBI's taxonomy places the organism in Eukaryota, Dinophyceae, Suessiales, Symbiodiniaceae.